AUGAGACCACGUAGGCGCUAUCAGCGACCCGCAUCAGAUCUUCCAGAGGCACGCUCAAUCUCCCGCAGGCGCUCUUUCAGAGACACACUCACCUACCGUUGUCGUUCUGCCAGAUGCACGCUCAUCCACCACAGCCGCUCUUCCAAAGGCAGGCUUAUCGAUCGCAGCUGCUCUUCUAGGGUCACGCACAUCAGCCUCGCAAACAUAAACACACUCACCUACCGCAGUCACUCUGCAAGAGGCACACUCCCUACCCGUAGCCGCUCUUCCAAAGCCAUGAUCAUCGACCGCAGCCGCUCUUCUAAGAGCACGUUCACCAACCGUAUCCGCUACUACAGAGGCACACUCACCCACAGCAGCCGCUCUUCCAGAGGCUCAACAUUCCGCAACCACACUUCAAGAGGCACAUUCGAAACCUACAACCGCUCUUUCAAGGGGCGCGCUUCCAACCUGCAGCCGUUCUUCCAGAGGCAUACUCCCCACUCACAGAGCUGCUCUUUAAGAGGCGCUUUCCUCAACCUAAGCGGCUCUGAAGAGGCAAUCUCCCCGACCACAGCCACUCUUCCAAAGACCACAGUCGCUCUGCAAGAGGAACGCCCUACACCUGCGGCGACUCUUUUGGAGGCACGAUCUACGCCCGCAGCCUCUCUUCCAGAUACACCCUCCCCACCCGCAGCCAUUCUCUCUGAGGUACACUCCCAACCUACAGCCGCUCUUCCAGAGGCACACUCUCCAGCCGCAGCCACUUUUCCAGACGAACACUCCCCACCCGCAGCCACUCCUCCAGAGGCAGGCUCCCCAUCCGCAGCCACUCCUCCAGAGGCAGACUACCCACCAGCAGCCACUCUUCCAGAGGCAGGCUCCCCACCCACAGCCAUUCCUCCAGAGGCAGGCUCCCCACCCAGAGCCACUCUUCCAGAGGCAGGCUCUCCACCCACAGCCACUCCUCCAGAGGCAGGCUCUCCACCCACAGCAACUCCUCCAGAGGCAGGCUCCCCACCCACAACCACUCCUCCAGAGGCAGGCUCCCCACCCACGGCCACUCCUUCAGAGGCAGGCUCCCAACCCACAGCCACUCUUCCAGAGGCAGGCUCCCCACCCGCAGCUACUCCUCCAGAGGCAGGCUCCCAACCCACAGCCACUCUUCCAGAGACAGGAUCCCCACCCACAGCCACUCUUCCAGAGGCAGGCUCCCCAUACACAGCCACUCCUCCAGAGGCAGGCUCCCCACCCGCAGCUACUCCUCCAGAGGCAGGCUCCCAACCCACAGCCACUCCUCCAGAGACAGGCUCCCCACCCACAGCCACUCCUCCAGAAGCAGCCUCCCCACCCGCAGCUACUCCUCCAGAGGCAGGCUCCCCACCCGCAGCUACUCCUCCAGAGGCAGGCUCCCCACCCGCAGCUACUCCUCCAGAGGCAGGCUCCCCACCCACAGCCACUCCUCCAGAGGCAGGCUCCCCACCCACAGCCACUCCUCCAGAGGCAGGCUCCCCACCCACAGUUAUUCCUCCAGAGGUAGGCUCCCCACCCGCAGCUACUCCUCCAGAGGCAGGCUCUCCAGCCGCAGCCACUCCUCCAGAGGCAGGCUCCCCACCCACAGCCACUCCUCCAGAGGCAGGCUCCCCACCCACAGCCACUCCUCCAGAGGCAGGCUCCCCACCCACAGCCACUCCUCCAGAGGCAGGCUCCCCACCCACAGCCACUCCUCCAGAGGCAGGCUCCCCACCCGCAGCCACAUUUCUAGAGGCAGGCUACCCACACACAGCCACUCCUCCAGAGGCAGGCUCCCCACCCACAGCCACUCCUCCAGAGACAGGCUCCCAACCCACAGCAACUCCUCCGGAGGCAGCCUCCCCACUCACAGCCACUCUUCCGGAGGUACAGUCCCAACCGGCAGACACUUUUUCAGAGGCACUCUCCCGACCAACAGCCACUCUUCCAGAGGCACGCUCCCCGACCACAGCCACUCUUCAAGGGGUACAGUCCCCACCCACAGCCACUCUUCCAGAGGUACACUCCCCACCCGCAGCCACUCUUCCGGAAGUACAGUUCCAACCCGCAGCCACUUUCUCAGAGGCACUCUCCCGACCCGCAGCCAUUUUUCCAGAGGCAGGCUCCCAACCGCAGCCACUAUUCAAGGGGUACAGUCCCCACCCGCAGCCACUCAUCCAGAGGCACACUCCCCACCCGCAGCCUCGCUUCCAGAGGCACUGUUCGCAAUCGCUUCCGGUCUUCCAGAGUUACACUCACCACCUGCAGUCGCUCUUCCAAAGGCACUCUCACCUUUCCACGACCGCUCUUAGAGAGCAACACUCACUGACCGCGGUCGCUUUGGAGGAGGCAUGCGCUCCACCUGCAGUCAUACUUCCAGAGGAAAGCUUACCACCCGCAGCCAUUCUUCCAGAGGCAUGCUCCCCACCAAUAGCCACUUUUUCAGAGGCACGCUCCCCACCCAUAGGCACUUUUCCUGGGACACGCGCACCGACUCGCAGCCUCUCGCACUCAUUCAACCACCGCAGCCGCUCUGCCAGAUGUACGCUUACCAUCCCGCAGCUACUCUUCUAA
This is a messenger RNA of Mya arenaria, 2565 nucleotides long. RefSeq names its product nascent polypeptide-associated complex subunit alpha, muscle-specific form-like. The coding region runs from base 1 to 2565 and encodes 854 amino acids. The transcript is spliced from 3 exons. The record is from RefSeq and is a predicted model, not a curated record. NCBI's taxonomy places the organism in Eukaryota, Metazoa, Mollusca, Bivalvia, Myida, Myidae.